GUGAGAGAAGGACGCAGUGUGGGCGGGUUAAGCAGCGCCGAGAGGGAGGGGACGCCCAGCGUAAUAUCAGCAGCCUUUUCCAUCGUAUCUUUAGCCGAAAAUCAGGACAUCGGUCGCUCCUGAUUAUUUUCCCCCGUCCAUAUCCUGAUUUAUUCGAGGGGCAGUGAUUUUUCAGUAAUCGCAUCACAGAAGACUCGUGGACGUGGUGGUUUGGUGUGAUUUGACCUAGGCGCGGAUAGGCGAGCGGCAGCAGAGAGAGGCGGAUGCUGAGAGGGUAGUGUUGGGUACCACAAGCAUCGCACUCGCCACGAUGGACAGAAUGAAUUUCCUCUCCUUCUUCCUCCUUUGCUUGACUUCAGUUGCCAAUAGCAACAAAGCCAAUAAGCACAAGCCAUGGAUCGAGACGGAGUACCAGGGCAUCGUCAUGGAGAACGACAACACGGUGCUGCUCAGCCCGCCGCUGUUCGCUCUGGACAAGGAUGCACCGCUUCACUACGCUGGGGAGAUCUGCGGGUUCCGGGUGCACAACGGGCCCUCUGGGUCGGGCACGGUCCAGUUUGAGGCGGUUGUGCUGGACCGCUCCACCGGGGAGGGCCUGGUGCGCUCCAAGGAGCCCCUGGACUGUGAGAGCCAGAGGGAGCACAGCUUCACCAUCCAGGCCUACGACUGUGGGGAGGGCCCCGACGGAGCCAACAGCAAGAAGUCCCACAAGGCCACGGUGCACGUGCGCGUCAACGACGUCAACGAGUUCUCCCCCGUGUUCGUGGAGCGGCGCUACGAGGCCUCCGUGCCCGAGGGCCGCCUGUUCGACCGCAUCGUGCGCGUGGAGGCCCUGGACGCCGACUGCUCCCCGCAGUACAGCCAGAUCUGCUUCUACGACAUCAUCACCCCCAACGUGCCCUUCGCCAUCGACAACGACGGCAACAUCAAGAACACAGAGCCGUUGGACUCCAAGCGCCAGCGCGUUUACACCUUCUGGGUGACCGCCUUCGACUGCGGGAAGAACCGCGCGCAGGCCGACGCCCAGGUGGUCAUCACGGUGAAGCCGUCCUGCAAACCGGGCUGGAACGGAUGGACCAAGCGUGUGGAGUACACCCCCGGCUCCGGCAGCGUGCCCCUGUUCCCCAGCCUCCACCUGGAGACAUGCGAGGAGACGGUGUGGAACAUCCAGGCUACCGUAGAGCUGCAGACCGGCCACAUCGGGAAGGGCUGCGACAGAGACAGCUACUCAGACCGCUCCGUGCGCCGCCUCUGUGGUGCCGUCAGGGGUGAGGUGGACCUCCUUCCCCCCCCGUCCCCGGCCGCCAACUGGACCUCGUCCCUGCCCACCCUGCCCUCCUCCGACUCCUCCCUGGUCUUCUCUUUCAACGGCUCCGCCCACAUCGCCGCGGUACCCAACUCGGUGGCGGCGGCCGUGUCCGGAGACCACUUCACCCUGCAGCUGUGGAUGCGGAGGGGCGGGGCCAACGUACAGCCCGCCUCCUCCGCCCCCACCCCCGGUCAGAGCAGGGGCAGCCACAAGGAGGAGGAGACCAUCAUCUGCAGCACCGUCAGGAACGAGGACUCCUUCUCCCACUACUCUCUCUCCGUGCACGGCUGUCGCCUCUCUCUCUUCUACUGGCCCGACGUCUCUGCCACACGCCCCGUCAAGUUCCUGUGGAAACUGGAGCAGGUGUGUGACAGUGAGUGGCAUCACCUGUCUCUCAGCGUCCAGUUCCCUUCCGUCACUCUGUAUGUGGACGGUGUGACCUUUGACCCUGCACUCAUCCAUGACAACGGAGCCAUCCCUAACCCCGCCCCCCGCCAGAGGAUGGUCAUCGGGGCCUGCUGGGCAGAGCCUGAGGAGAAGCAGAAGAUCUCCAACAACACCAUCCCAGAGGGGAAGGACUCGGGGAGGUAUGUGGGCGGUUACCGCGGCCUGUUGUCGGGGGUGACGGUGCGUCCGGGCAGCGUGGAGCCCCACAGCGUGGUGGAGUGCCUGUAUGCCUGCCGGGAGGGGCUGGACUUUGGAGACCUGGAGACGCUGGGCUCCGGCAUGAAGGUCCAUGUGAACCCCAGCCAGUCGGUGCUGGUGCUGGAGGGAGACGACAUCGAGAGCUUUAACCGCGCCGUGCAGCAGGUCACCUACAGAAACUCCCUGCGCUUCGCUACACCGGGAGUAAGGCCCCUCAAACUCACCACCUCCCUCAGGUGCUUCAGCGAGGAGAGCUGUCUGUCCCUGAAGCAGCUGGAGGGCUAUCUGGUGGUCCUGCAGCCGGACGCCCCGCAGAUCUCCCUGUCCGGGGUGGGGCCCCACCUGGCCCGCCCGCCCCCCGAGUUCGAGGGCCCCCGAGGCGUCCCUCUCUUCCCCGAGCUCAGGAUCGUGUGCUCCCUGUCCCACGCAGUCAACACCGCCGCCCAGGUGAUGGAGGGUGGAGCUCUGAUGUCCGAUGCUGUGGCCCACACUCUGGACGGCUGUGAGGUUCAGCCCCUGGGGGAGGAGCUGAACCCAGAGAGGGAGGAGCUGCUGGUGGACAUGGAUGUGCUGCGGGAGAGGGGCCUGGAGAUCAUUAAUACCACAGCUUACAUCGCCAUCACAGGCGCUGAGUCCAUCUCUGUGUACGAGGACGUCCUGCGCUCCGUCCGGUACCGGCUGGCCAAGGGCUCGGCCCGCUUCGAGAGGAGGUUCCGUCUGUCAUGCUCGGAGAUGAACGGACGCUACACCAGCAAUGAGCUGACGCUGGAGGUGAACUUCCUCCACUCUCUGGACAGCCUGUACCAUCCAUCACACCUGCUGGCCUCCCAGCAGCAGUUCCUCCAUCCGUCUCAGCACUCUGGGGAGCUGAGUGGGCACAGCAUGCCAAACCCACACCGCAACUCGGUGGUGCCAGGAGCUGCCACCGUCAUCAUCAUGGUAUGCGUGGGCUUCCUGGUCGUCAUGGUGAUACUUGGAGUGUUCCGAAUCCGCUCCAUCCAUCGCCGUAGCGAGGGGGAAAUAGGCGGAGCUAAGGAGGGCAGCAGCCAAUGGGACGACUCAGCCCUCACCAUUAUCGUCAACCCAAUGGAGUCCUUUGAGUCCCGUAUGGGCAUUGCAGCGGAUACAGAAGGGGAGGGCGAGGAGGAAGAGGAGGAGGAUGAGGAAGAGGAGGAGGCCACAGACUCCCCCGACGAUGCCGCCGGUGACGACCAGCGAAUCAUCGCCAAGAAAGACGGACGGGACGCCAACCCUCGUCGCUACUGAGCCCCCGCCCCCCGCCGCCCCGAUCUGGCGUUCUGUACCUCCCCACCAGUUCUCACAUGAACCACCACAAGCGGCCCAUCGCUGCCACACGCUCAACUCGGUUAAUAUUGACAACGGCUGUCACCUCAUGUUUAAGGAAUGUAUGCUUAUAAACACUACGCACAACACAACUCUGUAGAACUCUAUCCAGACCACACAAAUCGCUAUGUGUGAACUAUUGCAAACGGGGCAGAUGUUCACCACUUAAAUGUUUUAUGGCACAAUGUAUACAAAGUAAAUGUUAUUUACCUGCCUGACCAAAACCCACAGAUAUUGUACGUGGCGCACCAGUUCUACAUCACCAGAUGGUAUUGUGUCUGUAUAGUGUAAUACAGGUUGAAUGAAACUAUUUUGUUUUUAAAGAAAAAAGAUUGUAUAUGUUUUAGUAUUCACACAGAAGGAAUAUCCCUAGAAGAUUAAUAUUGAGGCAAUUCUUAAAUAACUAAAAAAGGACACUCGCCUUUGAAUAUAAUUUGAAUUCUCUGCACUUGCAUAUCAUGACUCUAGAUGUAUUUUGCACAAUACCUCCCCCCCCCCCCCCCCCCCCCCCCUCGGCUAUACAUUCCUAAUCUUCCAAUUAGCCACUGAGUGAUAAGAUCAUGAGCUCAAACAGUUGUGAUCCUGUUGCUCGUGAUGAGGUCAAGGUUCACCUGCUGGUUACUCUUCUGGACUCUUGGGACAGAGUUGAUAGGAUAUGAACCGCCUAGCCUUCCUCUCUCCAACCUUAGGAACCUCCCCUGUAGCAGGGAGCUACGGAGGAGGGGGUAUAACCCGUUGUGAUACGCCUUGUGCUUCUGUUCUUGUCAUCCACUGCAGAUAGGUUAAAGGUGGAAAAUGGUUUGUUGGCGUUCAGGUUGCGAAUGAUAUCUAGACUUGUUGUGACGCUGGUGCAGGUUUGAGUAAGUUCUUGUGUACCCUGACCUCUGACCUCCUCCACCAUGACCCCUGGGGAAUGUGUUUAAACGGCUCGCCCAUCACCUACUGCAAACUGAUCCUCCUAUGACAUCACACACACACACACACACACACACACACACACACACACACACACACACACACACACUUGUGCAUGCGAACACAAACAAACAAACACACACACACACAUGCACACAUGCACACACUUUAAAGCUAGCCCUGCUGUUUUAGAAUGUCACCUCAGCUUGGGCAGUUUUGAUUGUAUUGAUUGUAAUGAAUCUUCUGUACAUACAAUGAUGAAUAUUAUAAUUAUGAUAUGGAUUUAUAUUUAUUGCUGUUGUUCUUAUUAUCCCAGCCACUCGUUGUCUUUUCUGCAAGCUUUGCGCGGGGGCAGACUAGACCUUGCCUUCUUUAAUGGUUUAUAACAAGCAAGAUACUUGGUCCAUCUUUGAUGCAUGCACAGCUUCAGAAAAUCCAGUUGAAGCUGAUGAUAAUAUUGACGGCAGAAAUAAGGAUAAGAAUUCCUGGCUUGAUGAGUGUCUAUAAUAUAAUUUGUGUGUUAUAUUGUUGUAAUUCCCAAAUCUGUCAAUAUCUGAAUCUCAGAAAAAGAAGGGCACAUCGUUGUGAUAGCAAAGUACUUCACUCUCUUUUACUUCUGUCAUGGUCACUCGUCCACACAAUAGGUUUACGUCUCUCUUCCCUUCUCUCUCCUAUCUUUUAUACACUACCCCCCACCCCCCGCUUCCAACUCAUGACAUGAUAUAACUUUGGUUCGAUGAAUGUACAACUGUGCUUUUCCUAUCAUUCCACCUUAUCCCUUAAUUUCCUCUCCUCUUUCUCCUCCUCCUCCUCCUCACAUCCCCUCUGUGUCUCUAGCUGUCUGUCUGUGUAGCAUAUCAGUGUGCAGUGCUAAACCUGUCGGUAAAUGAAGCCUGUCGUUUAUAAGUGUACUGUUAAGAAUGGAUAAACAUUGCAUUAAUAACUUAUAUUAUUACUAUGUUACUAAUGGAACAUCAUUAUUGAUAUAAGAAAACAUGGAUUAUGAUGACUGAUUGUUAUUAGACUGUCAGCAAACAUUACAAAAUUCAUAAUAAAAAUCUAUAUGAAGUCGU
Molecule: messenger RNA, 5286 nt
Organism: Gadus morhua (Atlantic cod)
Lineage: Eukaryota; Metazoa; Chordata; Actinopteri; Gadiformes; Gadidae
Gene: clstn3
Product: calsyntenin 3
Exons: 19
Coding region: 311-3220 (969 amino acids)
Biological process (GO): positive regulation of synapse assembly; homophilic cell-cell adhesion; positive regulation of synaptic transmission
Cellular component (GO): cell surface; postsynaptic membrane
Molecular function (GO): calcium ion binding
Source: RefSeq, a predicted model, not a curated record